GGCAAUGGGCUUGAUUUUGAGAAAUACUCAUGGGGACAGAAUCUACAAAGAGGUCACAAUUAACGUUCCAGUUCCAGCAGGCACUAAGUCAUGGUCUGUUACCUGUGAAAUCAAGAAGAACCGUAUCAAAAUUGGUCUCAAAGGGCAAGAACUAAUCAUUGAUGGAGAGUUCUUUCAUCCUGUCAAGCCUGAUGACUGCUUCUGGAACAUCGAGGAUCAAAAGAUGAUAGCGGUGCUCUUGACAAAGCAAGACCAGAUGGAGUGGUGGAAGUAUUGUGUGAAAGGUGAACCUGAGAUUGACACUCAGAAAGUUGAACCAGAGAGCAGCAAAUUGGGUGAUCUUGACCCUGAAACUCGUGCAACCGUUGAGAAGAUGAUGUUUGAUCAAAGGCAAAAGCAGAUGGGACUCCCAACGAGUGAUGAGAUGGAGAAGCAAGAUAUGCUCAAGAAGUUCAUGGCUCAGAAUCCUGGGAUGGACUUCUCUAAUGCAAAGUUUAACUGAUCGCGUCUUUCAACUCUUCUUUUCUUAAGCCAGCUUUGUAUUCUAGCCUAUAUCUCGUUAUGGCUUCAAGAUAUAUGAAAUCUCCCCCUUUUGCUUAUUUCAAGACAGUUGUUGUUGAUUCGUUAAAUAUACAUUCUUGAGACUUGAUCUGGUUUUUGCUUAAUGUCAUGAUGUUUUCAUUUUAAGUUAACAACUUAAAUCUAGAAUUCUUCUCUCUGGAGAAAAUUGAACGCAUGGUUUUGCUCUCCUUUUUCACUCAUAUAGGCAUAUCUAAUAAAUUGUUACAUUAAACAAAAUCAUAAUUUAUAAUUGGUUAAAUGUACAUGUCUAAGUGAAAUCGACCACUAUGCGCAUUACUUCCAUAGUUUCUAUGAGAGCAAAAAGUUGAUUCACGACGGUAGAAUCUCCGGUGAGGUGUAUCUGGUG
Molecule: messenger RNA, 928 nt
Organism: Camelina sativa (false flax)
Lineage: Eukaryota; Viridiplantae; Streptophyta; Magnoliopsida; Brassicales; Brassicaceae
Source: RefSeq, a predicted model, not a curated record